Molecule: messenger RNA, 3896 nt
Organism: Elaeis guineensis (African oil palm)
Lineage: Eukaryota; Viridiplantae; Streptophyta; Magnoliopsida; Arecales; Arecaceae
Source: RefSeq, a predicted model, not a curated record
AUGAAUCUCAUUCCUCUGAGUGUAAUCCUUCAAUUUUUUGCCCCAUACUGGAACUCUUUAGGGCUCCCCAUUCUAGAAGCUGCGGAUGUUGUAGGGAAGCUGAAACCUCUUGUGGAAGCUAUUACCUGGGGCAUCAGAUAUCUCGGCGAGCGUGGAGUAGAUGUGAAAGCUCUAACCGAAGCCGUGGAUAGAUUGAAAGCUACACGAGAUGGUAUCAUGGAUGAUAUCAACAUCGCCGAGAGAGAAGGGAGCAAGCGCACGCCGGAAGUCGACAACUGGCUCAAGAGGGUGGAAGCGGAAGAAGGUGAAGCGGCCAAAAUUGAAGAAGCCUGCCGGAAGAGGAAGAGGGUGCUGGGAGUCCCCCUCAACUUGGUCUCCAGCCACAAUGACGGACGGAGAGUCAGGAAGAAAGCUAAGGUGGUGGAGGAGCUGCAAACUGAAGCAAGUUCUAUCGUCAUCACGAGGAGGUUGCCACCGUCAUCGGUCCAGGAGAUGCCUACCAUUCCCAGGAUGGUAGGCAUGGAGUCAUAUAAAAACAAAGUCCUGCUCUACCUUGCUGAUGAUAGCAUGGGUAUCAUCGCGAUUAGAGGCAUGGGCGGGGUCGGCAAAACCACUCUCCUGAGAGAAGUCAACAACAGUUUCCUCCCCGGCAGUGAGAGGAGCUUGGAGUACGACCAUGUGAUUUGGACGGUGGCUUCCAAAGAGUGUACUCUGGAGAACCUUCAGAAGGAAAUAGCCCAGAAAUUGGGACUGAAUCUGGAGGCCUGUGCACAGCCACCAAAUACGGUCCUCUUCGAGAACCUCAAGAGCAAGAACUUCCUGUUGCUACUGGAUGACAUGUGGAGAGGCUUCGAGCUGGAGGAUGUGGGGAUCCCACGUCCCGGCACCGUAGGGAAACAAUAUAAGCGCAAAGUUAUACUCACUACCCGAUUGCAGAACGUGUGUAGAAAAAUGAGCGCCGACGUCGAGAUCAAGAUGAACUGCUUGGGGCAGCCAGAGGCACUGGAUCUGUUCAACUUUCAUGUGGGUAAGCAGACUCUCAGCUCUCACGCUGACAUACCUGACCUUGCAGGAGAGGUUGCGAAGGAGUGCAAAGGCUUGCCGCUCGCUCUCAAGACGAUCGGAAGGGCCAUGCGCAACCGGAGGCAACCCAAACACUGGAGGCACGUAAUCAAGCUGCUGAAGGACUCUAAGCAUUCUGAGAUCCAGGAAAUGGAGAUCCUACCGGAGGAGGGUGAAGAAAGAGACAUGUUUCGCAUAUUAAAGCUCAGCUAUGACAAUUUGCGUGAUGACAUGACGAGGCAAUGCUUCUUGUCCUGUUGCUUGUGGCCCGAAGACUGUCGAAUUGACAAAGCUGAACUUAUAGAAUGUUGGAUGGGUCUAGGCUUAAUCGAUGAGUCGAAUGGGAACUUGCUCCGGGGUCCCGAAUGCAUUAGAAUCCUGGAAGAAGCAUGCUUACUGGAGCCUAGUGCCGAUAAAGAAAGGGUGACAAUGCAUGAUGUUGUUCGAGACUUCGCACUAUGGAUCGCUUCCGACUGCGGGCGGAAAAAGAAUAAAUGGUUGGUUCAAGCUGCUGUUGAUCUGACGGAAGCAGUAGAUGUGAAACAGAAAUGGAUUGAAGCAGAAGGAGUAGAAAGAAUAUCGCUAAUGCAAAGUGAAAUACACAUGAUGCCCCAACACCUUCCUAAUCGGCCCAAUCUCAAAGUCUUGAUGCUCCAGAUGAACUUUACUCUUAAAAGGAUCCCGCCUGACCUUUUCCAAUGCAUGCCUGCUCUAACUUAUCUAGAUUUAUCCAAUACCGCAUUGGAGGAUUUACCGAAAGAGGUUGGCAUACUAGUUCAGUUGCAGUAUCUUAAUUUAUCCGAGACACGCAUCGAAGCAUUGCCGAAGGAGCUGGCAUGUCUUAAAGAGCUGAAGUACUUGCUACUGAGAUAUAUAGAUCUCUUGAGAAUACCUCAUGGUGGGAUAUCAAAUCUUUCUAAGCUGCGGCAGCUCGAUCUCGUUGGAACCGAGUUUGAAGUCUGGGAAGUUGAAGGUAGCAGAGGUAUUUGUGGUAAUGAAGAAGAGAAUACAGCAAGUUUGGAAGAGUUGGAAGAACUGAACUCGAAGGUGACGUCGUUAACAAACCUUGGAAUCAGGGUAAAUGGAGUGCCAACCCUCCAAAUGCUCUCCAGGUUAGACAACAUAGUUACUCGGCACCUCGAAAUAUGGUCUACAUUCAAGUCGGCAUCGGUCCAGUUGACACCAUCUAUCGUUAAAGCCCAACUUGGAAGCCUCAAAAUGUUGAAGAGCCUGCAGAAGCUGAAAAUUGACGAAUCUGAUGAUUCUGAUCAAUUGGUGGAGCUGGAGGUGGAUGGCGAGGACCAGGAUCAUGAUAUGGAUUGGCAACUUCCAGAUCUUGAGGAACUCCACCUCAUGUACGUCCGUCACUUGAAGGUGGUAAAGUGGAGGAGAGUAUCGAUCUCAGAUUUCCUUCCGCAGCUGCGGUUAGUGACCAUUGAUUUCUGCUUUAAUUUAGAGAAUGCUAAUUGGGUUCUGCUGCUCCCACGGCUCGAGUCUCUAAAGAUAGCAUGGAGCCCCAAAAUGCGGCAAGUGAUCGACGGUUCAGUAGGCAGCCAUGUUGGCAAUAACUCGGCGCUUGCCUUCCAUUGUCUUAGGAUAUUGUCUCUGGAAAGGUUGUGCAGCUUAACUAGCAUCUGUGAUCGGGCAAUCAGUUUCCCUUCUUUGGAAAUCAUUGAAAUUAUUCUUUGUGACGAGCUGAAGCAGCUGCCCGUCAAGAUCAUGGAGAGCAACUUACGGGAGAUACGUGGCGGUGAAAGAUGGUGGCAAAGCUUACAAUGGCAGGAUGAGAACGCGAAAGCCGCUCUCCUCCGCUAUUUCAAGAGAAGAAAUGGGGCUUAAAAAAUGAAAUCCAACAUGCCAUGUAAGAAAUGGACACGGUUGUAUCUGCCUGCUGGCAAAGUAGAGUUUGUUUACCAUGCCUCUGCUCUUUCUUUGAGAAAAUUUAUCAUUCCUUUGCUUGUUAAUCCAAUUAUAAAGAAAAGUGGAAGGGAGGUUAGAGCAGGCACAUCGGCUAUCAAUCAUGGAGGGAGGGGAGAGGCCCCUGAGAAAGCUGGCAGAAGCUUUCCAUGACCUCGCAGCAAGGGUGUCAUCCAACAGGGAACCCAUUGAGCUGGCACGCUUCACCCAUGCCUGUUCUGUUGUGCUGGAUCUGUUCAAAUUUAUAGGGAUCGAGUACAAGUUUGGGGAGGACUAGUACAGGGCCAAGAUCAAGGAUGUGGGGGAAGCAUCACAAAGGAUAUCCACAAUACCAGACUUGAUCAUUCACACAAUCUUCUUCGAUUGAAGCGUGCGUUUGAGCUGAUCAGAGUGAUAUUUGAGCUACUUUUAGCUUCAAAGGAUGAUACCUUUCAUGUUCCCGGCAGCGGCCGUUUAUGCCAAGGAUUGCAAAUGCAAUUUUUUAGCACCAGAAAGUCUAGACAAUAUGUGAUUUACCAUGAUGCACUAAAUGGAUCAAAAUUAUGAAAUGACGCUUUGUUUAAUGCUCACAGAGGAAUCAGCUAAUGUUCAGAUGAAGAAGUACGUUGAUACAUCUGCUAUCAUGACUCGCUAUAUUGACAAGUAGUUCACCAGCAAAGGAUUGGGACAAGCUGGUGAAGAAGCAUGCUAUUGGCUUGGUUAGGUGUGGCAAAUGUUUUAAACUAGAUUAUUUGUCCCCUGCCCGUGGUUUCUCAUGUUUUAAAUAAAGCAACAGUCUCGUUCAUGGACGCAGAUGCGCAGAAUUUGGAUGUAUGUAUUGCAGAUCAUUCUUAGUCAACAUUAUUUUCUAAAGCAGCAUCUGCUCUGUUGCUUCAUUUGAUGCUAUGAUUAAUUUUACUUGUGGGUUAUUCAUUCUA